This is a messenger RNA of Macadamia integrifolia, 1527 nucleotides long. RefSeq names its product probable protein phosphatase 2C 55. Bases 511 to 1395 code for a protein of 294 amino acids. The record is from RefSeq and is a predicted model, not a curated record. Lineage: Eukaryota; Viridiplantae; Streptophyta; Magnoliopsida; Proteales; Proteaceae. The transcript is spliced from 4 exons.
AUCAGGGUAACUGACUAACUGUGUCCAAUCCCCCCAAUACGCCCCAAUACUGAUCCGAACCGAGCUCCAGCUCAAGGUUUCGAAUCGGUAUUGGUCAUGGGGCAAUACCGUAUGGUCCGUAUCUGUGUAUUGGUACGAACCUAGGAUUAAAACAAUUAAAAUAAUCAGUUUAAAUUCAAAUCAAGGGUAAAUAUGUCCAAGCAAGAUCGGAUCUUCUUAUUGAGACCUAUCCUAUUCACGAUUCCGAUAUCUGAAACUAUCAAAUCACUCUGCUUGGCGCGGACUCAAAUAUCUUUACCGUUACGAUUGUUAUAAGUAGCUUGGGCCUCAAGCUAAGGUACGAAGGGAGAUCAGAGUUUCUAAUUUUUUCUUUCUUGAGAUCUUUAGCAGUAUACGAGAAUCGGAAAUUAGGGUUUUGUGGGUCGAACUGCAAAAAAGUCCUUGUUCUCUACUUCUCUUCAUUCUCCAUCAAGUGUUUGUUCAUACGAGGAAGACCAGAAGUGAUUCAGAAUGACUGAAAGACCAUCAAAGCUUCGUCGUCUUUCCAGUUUGGAUUCGAUUGCAACAGCUAUUCUGAAUGAGAUUGAUGAUGAUGUUUCUAUUGGAAGAAAGAGUCACUUGAAUUUGUUCAUGGGUUCUUCUUAUAUACCCAAAGAGAAUGAGUUUAAACCUAAAGGGGAAGAUGCUCACUUCAUCUGUGAAAAUCAACAAGUAUUCGGCGUUGCUGAUGGUGUCGGAUCAUGGGCUAAGAAGGGAAUUGAUGCUGGAAAAUAUGCUCGGGAACUCAUGUCCAAUUGUGUAAUGGCGGUUGAAGAUGAAGUCGUGGGUUCUGCUGUGAAUCCUUUGAGUGUAUUAGAAGAGGCCUUCUCAAACACCCAUUCUGAAGGGUCUUCAACUGCUUGUAUCGUAGCCAUGUCAGAUGAUAAUUGCUUACAUUACGCUAACGUGGGAGACAGUGGCUUCAUAGUGAUCAGAGGGGAAGAACUCAUUUAUUGUACCACCUCGCAACAACGCCGGUUCAAUUGCCCAUUUCAACUAGGGAAACAUAGUGACAAUCCCAGUGUUGCUAUUGAAUCCAAAGUUGAAGUUGAAGAAGGAGAUAUCAUUGUUGCAGGCACUGAUGGACUAUUUGACAACCUAUUCCAACAAGAAAUAUUUGAGAUUGUAACAGAAUUUACUGAUCUCAUUGGGAUGUAUCCAUACUUUGUGGCUCGGCUGAUUGCUAAAGAAGCAGAGAUGAGUUCCAGAGACUGCAAUCGUGAGAGUCCCUUCUCAAUCUCUGCAGAGAACGCUGGUUAUUACCAUCCUGGUGGCAAAAAAGAUGAUAUAACAGUGGUUGUUGCUCAUGUUGUCUCAUCAUUCGGCGAAAUUUGUGAACGUACUGACACUUGUUAACGUACUGAUUUGACGAUUAUAAAUAGUUGAGACUUGAGAGUUGAGACUCGCCAGAUAUUUGGCUGUACAUGAUUUUUUUACUGAUUCUUUGUCACCAAGUGCUGAAUUAUGUAACAAGAGGCCUGCUUGAUG